Molecule: messenger RNA, 2979 nt
Organism: Closterium sp. Naga37s-1
Lineage: Eukaryota; Viridiplantae; Streptophyta; Zygnematophyceae; Desmidiales; Closteriaceae
Source: the annotation of a GenBank genome assembly
AUGAUUGGUACACUCUGCAUGGAUGCUACAGCGAGUGAUACUGAGAUGAAAGUGGGUGGUUGUGUGAAACGGAAUCAGGAUGUCGUUGAGUGGAGUCAGAAUGAUGGAGGUGUUGUCAAGAGGGAUGAGGAGCAGAUGGGGCUGAGACGCGUGAGGAAUGAGAAGAAACGGAGAAAGGCGAACAGCAGUGGCGUCAAGGCGGGGCCUAUAACGGGGGGAACCCUCGCCUUUGUCACCCUGCUGCUGAUGUCAGUAACGUCGACAUUAGCACAGGCAUCACCUGCACCACCACCGCCUUCCCCCGUAACACCCCUUCAAUCUGUAUCAGCAGCAGCAGCACCCCCGUUUACUGUAUCAUCACCAGCACUACCACCACCCACCCCUGGGUCUUCAGUAUCAACGUCAGCAGCAGCAGAAGCAGCAGCAGACUCUUCCUCAACAGCUCACAUUCCCCCAUCAGUACCCGUUAAUGUGGGCAGUGGAUCUGCUGAUGCUGCUGCUAGUGGUGCCGUGAUAAGCAAUGUCAUGACAAGUGGCGCCACCCUUCCUGCUGCCAACCAGUCAGACGCCAUCCCAGACCCGAUAAUCCGCCCGCCCCCGACCGGCCCCUUCUCGCUCUCCUCCCCCCUGCCUCCUCCCAUCCGCGGCCCCAUCGUCCCCGCCCCUCCCGCUCCGUGCUUCGGCGUCACGGUGGCGUAUGUGAUAGAGAGCAUCAUCAACAUCCCGUCGGUGUGGAAUGGGAGUGUGAAGCCGUACGGGUUCAAAUCCAAGAUCGAGCUCCUCAACACCGGCAAGAGGGACCUGGUGGGGUGGGAGGUGAGGGUGGAGUUCACUCGCAACGAGCUUAUCACUCUGCUGGGGAACGCUCAAGUGGAAUACGAACUGCCGUACCCUGGCUCCGCUCUGCUCUUCUCCAGCAUUGACGACCAGAGCGACCGCCUCAUCACGGCGAUCCACGCGGGCGGCGACGUCCGGCAGUAUGUGGUGUUCGCGGAGGUGUUUGGCACGGAGUUUGGGGCGGCGACUGCCAGCAAGGCGCUCCCGCGCACGCUCUACCUCUCCACACCAGGCUUCCACUGUGCAUCCAACCGCCCUCAGUUCCCAUCUCCCAACAGAAUCCAGGUCUGUUGCAGGGAGACCUCCUACCCGCCUCCCCCACCUCCUCGCCCCCCUCCCCGCCUCCCCCCGAUCGUCCCUGCUUUGACGGUCCAGAUCGACGUGACAGCAGCGAGCGAUAUGGACCAUCAGAUGCUCGUCACCAUCAGCAAUCUGCAGGCGGACAGGCGCGUUGGGCCCCCAAGGAACGACCCCUGGGCGCUCAGCUGGCGGUGGAUGCAGAAUGAGAUUGUCUGGGAGGCAUACGGAGCACAGACGACGCAACAAGGAAACUGCCAGCAGCAGUCCGCCUCCUCUGCAGUCUACGGGGCAGCCAUCGCCUCCGCCCACUCCUGCUCCCCGCGGCCCACCUUUGUGGAUUUACCUGGAGGGUCGUACGGCAGUGAGAGUGGGCGGGACCUGGGGGCCACCCUGGGAGUGCGCCUGGCGUGCUGCAAGAAUGGCUCUAUUGGGCUGCGCUCCUUUCCCUAUGGCGACCCUGCUCUUGCCCAGUACCAGGGCAACGCCUCUCUCGCUCAGUUCCGCCUGCGCAUCGGCCGCACGCGCCAGUUCAAGGCCAUUCCCUCCAUCGCCCCGCCUCGCAACCUCUCCCUCGGCCUCCCGGGAAUAGUCUGCUCUGCUGGUGUUCGCAUCGACCCCACCCAGUUCCCAGUUAACCCCUCCCGCAACCUAUCAGCAGUCGCCACGUGGCGCUACGCCUGCUACCGCGACCCUACCUUCCUGCCCCCUCGCCCCGCCUGCUGCGUCUCUUUCUCUGCUGCUUUCAACAACACUGGCUCCCCUCAGGGCGCCUGGGGGAGCAUCUUUGGCCGCAGCAGCAGCACCGGGAGUGGCAGCGGGCAGUUCUAUGUGGCUCCCUGCAAAAGCUGCGCCUGUGGAUGCCCAGGGGAGGCUGUUUCUUCGUCUUCCUCCUCUUCCACCACCUCCGCCUCUUCUGCUUCCCUGUCCUCGGUUUCGCCUCCCACCUCUUCGUUCUCCCCUCCGUCGCUUUCUAGUCUGCUCCUCGGUGCUCCCUCUGCUGGGAAUGGGACGGCGGCUAACAGCAGCAGCUAUCCCCACUUGGGGCUCCGUGAUUGGCCCACGUGUGCUGCACCUGAUACGAUCUUCGAUACCAUUGGUGGCAGGGGCGAUGUGGUCCCUUCCAAGAAGCUUCCCAGCUGGUACGGCGACGACAGGGACUUUAUUUCUGCCCGGUGCCGCGACAGCUGCCCGAUCCACCUGCACUGGCACGUGGUCGCCGUCUAUGAGGACGGAUUUGUCGCCAAGCUGAGCAUCAUCAACCGUGGAAACAGCAGCGUGUCUGACUGGGUAGCGCUCAUCGCCCUCCCUUCCAUCGCCAACACCUCGGCCAUCUACUCGUUCGGAUACGCCAAUGUCUCGGCCACAUCCCGCGUGCUCUACGGCUUCACAGGCAGCAACAGCUGGCUGGAAGGCACACCGUCUCCCUUCAAGGGGAAGACCUUUGGCAACGUGCAGAGUGUUUUCAAGACCACGUCCCUUUAUUUCUUCCCUCUCUUUGCCUCACAUGCCCUACCCAAUCCCCCGCCCUUCUCUUGGCAGUUCGGGCUCAACCUCACAGCAGCUGACGGGAGAAAAUACUCUUUCCCUCACUCCUCUCCUUCGACGGUUACUCAUGACCACUUCUCACCCCUUCCUCACUCCUGGCUAAACCUCACAGCAGCUGAUGGGAAGAACCUCUUUCCUACGCUCCUCUCCUUCUACGGUUCUUCCUGCUCCAUGCCAGACCACUUCCCACUCCUCCCUCCUCCUCAGCCCCCCGCCACGGCCAUCCCCACGCGAUACAUCGCUGUGAUUGUCGCCGUGCUGCUCGCUGCUGUGCUCAUGUUUGGUGUGCGCUUCUAG